Molecule: messenger RNA, 774 nt
Organism: Verticillium alfalfae VaMs.102
Lineage: Eukaryota; Fungi; Ascomycota; Sordariomycetes; Glomerellales; Plectosphaerellaceae
Exons: 2
Coding region: 1-774 (257 amino acids)
Source: RefSeq, a predicted model, not a curated record
AUGCACCUCAUUCUUACGGGGGCCACAGGCCUUGUCGGCACCAGCGUCCUUGAUGCCAUGCUCAAGACGAACGCCAUCACGAAGAUAUCCAUCCUCAGCCGACGACCCGUUCCCAUGGCCCAAAACUCGGACGAUCCUAGAGUACAAGUCAUCAUCCACAAAGACUUUGCCCAGUAUGAACCCGAGGUCAUGGUCAAGCUUCAGGGUGCCACCGGCGCCGUCUGGGCUCUCGGCGUCAGCCAGACGCAGGCCUCCAAAGAGGACUACGUGACCAUCACGCGAGACUACCCCUUAGCAGCAGCGAAAGCGUUCGCCAACCUCCCGUCGGCGGACCAGCCGUUUCGCUUCGUCUACGUGUCCGCCGGAGGCGCCACACAGACCCCGGGGUUUCUCACGCCCUACUACGGCGCCGUCAAGGGAGAAGCGGAGACUUUGCUGUCCGAGCUGCGCCUCCGUGCGCCGCGUCUGCGGACGGAUUCGUUUCGCGCCGGGUUCGUGGAUGCGGCACAGCAUGCCGAGAUUUCGCCUUUUGUCCCCCGGCCGCCUUUGCUGUACCGCCCGGUGGUACCCCUUGUGGCGGCGCUGAUGAGCGGGUUCGGGGCGACGUCGAUGCGCUGUCCGACGGAGCCGCUGGGGCGAUUCUUGACGGAGGUGGCCAUGGGGAAGUUCGAUGGGCAGCUGCAUGCUGGAGGCGACGACAUUGCGACUUUACAUGGUGGUUUGAGGAUAGUGGAGAAUUGGACGUUCAGAAGGCUGGCUGGUCUUGGUCCAUGA